GCAUGCGUGCAAGUGCUUAGUGCGCGCACUUUACUAGAAGUAUUAGCUUCCACGCAUGAAGUGACGAAGUGACUGUCCUGCUGUCUCCUGCAAUAUGCCGACGGCAGACACGAAUAAGCCGAUUAGUUGGGCCGAUCAGGUCGAGGCUGGCGAGCAAGGUCAACAGAUUCCUGACGGGGAGGUUAUCCAUGAAGGCAACGUAAAGAAAGUCAUUGAGUAUAAGAGAAAUGAUGACGGCAAACUCCUGAAGAUUGUGAGAACUUUUAAAAUUGAAAAGAGAAAAACUUCCAAGACCAUAGCACAGAGAAAGUCCUGGAGUAAGUUUGGUCAGGCAGCGGAUGAUGGCGAGGGACCAAGCAUUACAACCACAGGCAUAGCCGAUGACGUCUUCAUGCAGUUUGUCACUGCCAAAGAUGAUGGAAGCAACCAACAGGAAGACGAUACUCUCAAGAAACUGCAGAGCCAGCGUCUUGUCAUGUGUCGCGUGUGCAAGGGAGACCAUUGGACCACCAAGUGUCCCUACAAGGACUCGCUGGAACCCCUUCAAGAGAAGCUCCUCCAAGGGGGCGGAGCUGAUGGAGCAGAGGGGGCGGAUGAAAAUGCUGAUACUGCUAAGAAACCAGCAGGAACUGGCAAGUACGUCCCCCCAAGUGCUAGAGAUGCAUCAGGUCAGAGGAAAGUCACUCCAAUGGACUCCAAGAGAGACCCAGGAACCACAAUUCGUGUCACCAACCUUUCGGAGGACACACGUGAAUCAGACUUGCAAGAGCUCUUCUACUCGUUUGGUCCCAUUCAGCGUAUAUACCUAGCCAUGGAUAAAAACACUGGACGCUCAAAGGGCUUUGCUUUCAUCAACUUUCACAACAAAGAGAGUGCUGCCAGUGCCAUUCGAGGAGUGUCUGGAUUCGGUUACGAUCACCUAAUCCUGAAAGUGGAAUGGGCCAAACCCUCGGGAAGUGCACAACAUUAACUGGAAAUUCUAAAUGAGCUGCUGAAACCAACAUCCCAGAUACAAGAUAAUACGUGGUUCCAGCUUUCAUUGCCUUAUCUGUCAUGUCCCCUACACAUAAGAAUGUUCUGGUGUCACGUGAAUGAACAAAUUUCUGUAGUAAUUGCAGUUAAAUGUUAGUAAUUUUGAUUUAGUAAUACAACUUGGAAAGAUCUGAAAGUUGUUUAACAUUGCCAUACUUAUGCAGGCCUCUCACUGGGGAGGGGGUGCAUCCACACCCCUACGUGACUAAGUGGUCCGCUUUUGAGGCAAGAAAAGAUUUUGAGCUUAAGUAGAACAUGUUGACCCCCCCUCUAAAUGCCUUGCGCUUCAAUAUUUUCGCAUCGGUCAAUCCCCUCUUCAGGAGUUUACUUAUAACCUCCUAAAACCAUUGGUACGACCCCACAAAUCCUGUUGUUUUUCAAAGUAAAAAAAGCAAAAGGCCUAUGCUGGGUCCACUUUGUUGAGGAUUUGCCCCCCCCCCCACAUUAAGUCCUUGUUUUGGGCCUACUUAGGUAUAAAUCAUGGCCCACAACCACUGUAUGCUCAUGAGGUUCAGAGUAAUUCUUUAAUAAACAGCUUGGACAAUGCUUUCACCGUUAUUGGGGACUUGAGUAUGCACGAUUCACAUACCAAACUUUGUGUGUAAGGCACCUCCCAGGCUACAUAAUAAAUGAAUCAAAUAACAUAAACACAUUAAGAUCUGUACAGUGUGUUUUCUUUGACCACACAGUUUCCCUUUUUUUGUUUAAACAUCAUAUUUAUUGAUAGAGAAUUAAACCAAGUAGAACUAGAAAGGGUAAUUUGGAAAAUCUGAAACACGCAGGCCAGUACAUUUAAUGAUUUUUUCUUAUUUAGAAAGAGAAAUAAUUUAGGCUGUACUCUCAGCCCUUGUUAUAACACGUUAAAGAGACCAGACAAAUUACUUUGUUAUAACGAGGACUUUGUUAUAAAAGGAGUGGAAAGAUGAAGAAAAACACAAGAACUCAAGAAACUGGGAAUCUCAGAAUCUGUGCUUUAUACAUGUAACUGUAUUUUGCUAUAAUGGUGUUCUUUAUGUCGAGUUGACUGUACUCGCUACAUGUACAUGUUUAUGUCCCCUACAGAGGGUUUCCUUGGUGCCAUCUUACUGGCCAGUGCUUUUGUUCCACAGGGUAUGCACAAAGGAGGUUUCUUUUUGAAGCAAAAAACACUGCCCUUCAAGAUGGCUACCAUGCAAAUCCUGUAUUAAAAUUUGAUCUCAAGGUGCAUGGCAGUAAUCCUCAUUUGUAUUAACUUGGUUAUUCUGUUUUAAGAGAGAGAAAGAAAUCAUUUACACGUACACGUGUAUAGAUUUAGCAUUAUCACAUUAUGUGGAUCAGAUCGUAGGUAAUUGCUUUGGCUUCAGUCAGGCAAUAUAAUUAUAUAGCAUCUGCUAGCUCUUCAUUCAGAAUGCAUUAUUGUCACCUUGCUCUUUUGCCAAGAAAAACAUAUGAAGCUGUCCAGCAGGUAAAAAAAAUUCAACUAAAAGAAAUCAGGCCGUCAGUGGCCUGAUGUGGGUUCAUUCAUAUCCACUCUAUUGCUUGUGAACCAUAUUGGGUUUUCUGGUUUUUCUAAUUUAUCUGGAAAGAUCGCUCCCACAAGAAAACCAAACAAAUCCGAAAUGAAACCAAACCAAAACAAAACGGAUAUUAGAGAAACAAUUCUCAGAUACUGUGUAAAUGUUAUAAACUCUGUUACGUUCCCAAAUACUUGUUGAAAUUUCCCAAAUGUUGUACAUGGACUCGUACAAUAAAUGUGAAAUACAUGUACAUGUACUCAGA
Messenger RNA from Acanthaster planci (crown-of-thorns starfish), 2790 nucleotides. It is a transcript of the gene eif3g, whose product is annotated as eukaryotic translation initiation factor 3 subunit G. Lineage: Eukaryota; Metazoa; Echinodermata; Asteroidea; Valvatida; Acanthasteridae. The record is from RefSeq and is a predicted model, not a curated record.